UUUCCAUGGACAUACCGGCGGUGCCACUGCCGAGUGAGCAGGAUGGAGAGCUAUGUGGAGAUAUCCUGCACUGUGAGGAGCAGCUGAGGACUACACUGCACUGUGAUGACAAGGAGAAGCUUCGUAGGAAGUUGGCACUGUUGCAAAGGGAGUACCUCAGGACAGCCGAGAGACUUCAGCGUGCUGAGCGUUUGGAUGCAGUCAGAAGACAUGUGAGGAGCCGAAUCAGUCAGCAGGACCAGAGAGACACAGAGGUGACAUCUAACCCCCAUCUGAGCCUAUCUUCAUUGAUACCAAACACCACCAAUGGGACAGACACAGGUGUAGCUGAGUGCCUGGGACACACUGGAGGUCCGGCAAAUCCUGAUAACUCCAGGAGGAACCAGGUGAUCAAGUUCCUGCUCCCCACUGAUACUGCUUGCACACAAACAGCAAAUCCCAGCCAUGAUGCAGCUAGAGGUCACAGAAACAGCCCUGCACUGCGCCUCAGGUCUCGCCGUAGCCGCCUGCGCUUGGAGAGGAGGAGUGCUGAGGCUGGCAGGAGCACAGACGAUAACAGCGAGGAAGGAUCUGGGCAGAGUGAAAGGGUGGAGAAUAUUAGAAGAGGAGGAAGUGAAGAGAGGGCCAAAACAGAGGAAACAGAGGUUGUGAAUGAAAGUGAAGAACUAUUUUCUUGUACGGACUCUGAGUCUCCCUCUUUGUUGCUUUCACACUGGAACACUUGUGGACAAACUGAAAGAGGAGACAUUGCGGAGAAAGAGAUACAAGGACAACCAGAACAAAGGGAAAAAGAGACUGAGUUGGGAGCUGAAGGGAGAAAAGAAUCAGAUUCAACAUCUUUGCUGCUAAGAUGUCGGACCGCUGCAGUUAACACUGAAGGAAGAGAACGAGAUGGCACGCAGAACGGAAGAGGAAGGGAGAUAGAGGGAGGAGGGGAAGCUGAGAAUCGUAGACAACAAAGGCUGUUUGAAGACAGCAGUAACAAAGAUACUGAACAAAACACAACAGAGAAAAUAGAAACUGAAAAUUGUCAUGAUAACACAGCUGAAAUUAAAGAGGAAAAAGGUGAGAUGGUUGGAGGAGAGCAUGAUGUAAAGGCUGUGAGUCUCCUGGACUCCUGUACCCUGGUGGAGGGACUACUUUUCCCAGCAGAGUACUACGUCCGAACCACAAGACGUAUGUCGUCUUCACAGAGCCAGCCUGACAUGCAGGCCGUCAUACUCUCCCAGCUGAACAUAGGACGACAUCGCAGGGGCCGGGGACGUGGCCGGGGACGUGGCCGGGGACGUGGCCGGGGCCGUGGCCGUGGCCAAGGAUCGAAUAGACACACAAACGACCAUGAAUGUUCAGAUCAACACACUCAGACACAAUCACCAGGUCCUCACAUGGAAUCACAUUCUGCUAAUACAUCUGCUGAGCUUAACAGUCAGAGCUCCAGUGGGAUUUCAGAUCAAAACUCAGCUUGUCAGAUCGACGUGGAUGCUUGUUAUUCUCCCACAGUCACCACUGCUCACCCAGCAAGAGGUAGGAGGAGAAGAAGAGGCAGGGGCAGGGGGAGACCUCAGCCCCUACAACGCUCUGUUAGUUUAGACACCCAUCAACUCGGCCUUGGACAAACCUCAGAUGAUCCCCAGCCCACCAGUCCCUUCAUCUCUUCCUCCCCGUCUCUCCAUUUAUCUGAUGCACCACAGCCCUGUCUCACUCAAGGAGAAGCUGUUCCAGUGCAGGAUGACCCCCCGCCUGCAUCCACCCACAGCGCAGAGACACAGCGUUCUUCUGGAGUUAACAGAGCUCAGUCUAGCUCUGCCUCCGGACAUCUGGAGAAGGUCUAUCCCAUCUUUCAAAAGAGCAGGAGUAACGGAUCCACACAGAUGAGUAAAGAUGCUGCAAACUGGCGGUCUCUCCUCUUGCCCUCUUCUUCACCUACCCAGUCCUCUCUGCUCCCUCUCCCCACUCUGUCCCCCAACCCGCUGAUGAACUUUGACAUUCCACAAGAUUUUCAUCUCCCUGAUGACCAGUUUGCCUCCCUAAAGCUGCACAAGCUCCGCCAAGCUGCUGUGGAUUCAGGAGUCGAACAUUUUCCAUCGCCGUCCCGCAACACACGCAGGAACAGCUGGCGCAGCCCAGUGAUGCGUGUUCCGCCUCCGCUCUGCCUCACGCCCACAAUCACAAACUCCCCCAAUCCCACUGAAGCAACACAAGCUGCAACAGAGUCCACAGACCUUCAAAACAUGUCAGAAGAACACGGGCCGACUAAAUGGUCAUUCUGUCGAGAUAUUACAGAAAUUCCUUUAGAGCAGCAGACUGACAACCUUCACCCAGAGUGUCAGACUCACACCAUCUCAACAGAAUCUGUGUCAGUGGCUCAAGAUCCUUCGAGAGACACUGUGACUGUAAAUAUUGACAAGUCACAGCCUCACAUCAACUUUGCAGACAGCCCUGCAGGCAAGGAGAAUGAUGAUGUGAUCGAGCGCUCAGAUGGACUUCAAAUAAAAGAGUCUUCUGUCAUUUUAUUUGAGGAACAAACAGAUUAUCCUGUUGUACUUCGUCCCUUGGAGGAUCGGUGGUGUAAACACCUCCAAACGGAAGAUAAAGCUUUUAUCAAGACUCUGUCCUGUGAAGGCCCUCUACAGGAAACCCCUGAGGAGCCUUCUACCAGCUGCACCGCUGCACAGUUAUGUAAUGACAGUGAAGCUCCAGGAGACCAUCUGAACGCUGCUCAAGAUUCAAAUGAAUCCUCCAAACCCACUGCAAGUCCCCCCAGAGACAGAUUGGUGGACAAUAAAAAUCCUGACCCGUGUGUACCGCGCCACUCGCAGCUCCUGAUGAGCCCUGUGGCAUCAGCACCCUUCACAACUCCACACCUGCCCGCCUCUGCUCUCCUCACCAGCCCCACGCUACCUUCACUAGGACUCACCCCUCACCUUAUCGCUGCUGCCCUCCCUCUGACCUCCUCUCCCAACGCCCCAUGUCUCACCCUGCCUCCUCCACACAGCCCGUCCACCCAGGCACUCUCCCCUCCAGCUCUCUCGCCCUGUCCAUCCAUCACUUCCCUCCCUCCGAGCCAGCCAUCCGCCUCCCCCGCCGGUCAAAUCCAGGCUUCAUCUGAUCCUCCUAACUGCCUGGCUGUCUCCAGCACGCAGUCACAGGGCUCAGGAGGGCGGGUGGAAUCAGAAGAGGAACACAUGAUGAGAUGCAGACACACAUUAAAGGCCCCAGCAGGAGGCUGUCUGGUGGAUGCGUGCUGUCUGCCCGGAUCCUCAGGUGGUUUGUGUGUCGCAGCAGCUGGAAAGUGGGCAGUGUGUCUCUGGAGUCAGACUUCAGCUUUUGAUUGGAGCUUAACACACACCUGGGCCUUCAAUGAGCCUGUGAUCAGUGUGUUUUCCGUGCCGGAUGCUGCUGGGCUGAUGUGCGUGACUCUGGGUCAGCUGGAAAUCAGAGAAGUGAGGAUGCUGUCGUGCUCCAGCCUCUUACAAGUGCUGCUCUGUGAGGAUGUGGUCCAGGCUGUCAUUGGUGUGCCCAAGUCCAGAGUGGUGACCUCCUCCCACUCAGCAUCUGGUUCCAGCCUGCAGGUGUUCACGCUGUCAGACAGUGGCAGCACAUUGAGCUCUCAGUCUCUUGUGUGUCCUGGUGUUUGUGUCGGGGCCCUCGCUCCUGUGGAUGGACUUUCAGAUGCUCUGAUCGGCUCAGAUGAGGGUGGACGCCUCUUUAUCUGGAACUUAAAAACGGGACAGCUGCUGCAGAAAAUCAUCCUCGGAGAUGUUUUAUCAAACACGGCGUGUCUCCGAGGAUACUCCCACUGUGGAGUGUUAUUUGUCCUGCUGCAGCACCAGUUCCUCAGCUCCCUGGAGGAGGAAGAAAAAGAGGCCACGGCAAAAGAACAAAUGUUUUUGAAGAAGGGAAAAGAAGAGGAAAGGAAGAAGACCCCCUUGUUCUCCUCGGUCGCCGUUAACCCUCUGAGUGGGAAAUCUUUCCUGGCUUCUCGGCUGUAUUCGCCCAAAUCCUGGUCUGGCAGGCUGUGUGAAGCUGACGUUAACGGCUCCAUGGUGCUGGGCCUGAGUCAGAGUGGCUGUGUGUGUGUGUGGGAGCUCGGGUGCAGGGAGGCCUCGAGGAUGGUGUGGGCUCCUGAGAGUGAAGGCUGGCAGCUGGCUCGAUGGGGCGGAGGAGGUACGCUGGUGACUGGACAUCACAAUGGAGACGUAUCUCUACACUGCUACAGUACUAGUCAGACUUCAAUCUGUCGCUAAUAUUGAAGGGAUGGUUCGGAUCUUUUGAAGUGGGUUUGUACGAGGUGCUUAUCCAUAGUCAGUGUAUCUAUUUCUAUUUUUGGUGUUUUAACGGUUAGUUCAGAUUCACGAAAGUCACAUAAUUACAUCAACAAACCAACAAAUCAAAAGCAGUGUUAGACCAAGAGCUCCUGUGUUCUGUGAGGUAAAGUUUCUGUUUUUGUUGUGAGUGUGGUGUCUUAGUGAGUCCUAGGGCAUAGACAGAUAUAACCACCUCAGUUCCCCUUCAGAAAUUGGUGUUUAACAGUAAGAUAAAGCAAUGAAAAUAAUCAAAAUAUAGCAUACACUCAAACUGAUAUGGAUUUUUUAGGUGGCUAAAGUACAUUUUGCUGCAUCUGUCUGCAGCAGUAAAUUGCUUCUGUGGUGGUACUGCUGCCUGCUUCUCCAAGCUGGGAACGUGCUGACCACCAUCUACUUUGUGCAAUAAUUCGCUGACUAUGAAUAAGUACCUUUUACAGCUUCUCAUCAAAAAACCCAAACUAUCCCUUUAAAGACUCUUUGAUUACUUUUAUCAAAUAAAAUGUCUGUCUCUCACUGUAUGAAUGUUUACAUGAAGAUUUUAAAAUCCUUCAGUAUCAUUUUUGUUAAUUCUACUUGAUCCUGAGCGCAUUUCAAAGAGAUGCUGUGGCUCCCCUUAAAGACAUUUCAGGUUUACAAAAUUACACUUUCCUGCAUAGGAGUGUCUCUGCAAUCUUAAUGCCAGCAUACUGCUUAGAUGAAGACAUUUAGAAACUGCAAACAAAACGUUUUCAACGAGUUAUUGACCCGCUGGUAUUCAUAAAAUGACCUCAGUGAUACUGUGCUUCUAAAUUGGCCUUUUCUCCUCCUGCCUUUCUACGCUGUUUUAGAGUAACACACACUGAACUUACUUGUGUGAGAACAUUAACUUGAUGUUAGAUUUUCAUUUUUUAGACCACUAUGACCCAAAUCUGACUGUGUUUAUACCACUGCUGCUGUUUUGACUGUUCCUUACUGUUCUGACUGAAAUACAUUGUAAUACUUUCUAUAUUUAAAGAAA
This is a messenger RNA of Plectropomus leopardus (leopard coralgrouper), 5304 nucleotides long. RefSeq names its product partner and localizer of BRCA2 (gene palb2). Gene Ontology annotation, cellular component: nucleoplasm. Gene Ontology annotation, biological process: double-strand break repair via homologous recombination. The record is from RefSeq and is a predicted model, not a curated record. Lineage: Eukaryota; Metazoa; Chordata; Actinopteri; Perciformes; Serranidae. Gene Ontology annotation, molecular function: DNA binding; protein binding.